AUGACUUUUCGCCGUUUAUCACAUUUAAAAACAGUUUCACGGUGUAUUUUAACAAUAUCAAUAGUAUUUAGUUAUGCAAUAUCACUAUCAGUAGGUGAAAAUGCACCUGUUGAGAUUGAAAAACCGGAGAUUGUCAUAACUUCGACGAAACAUGAAGAGUCAACGGGAUCAGUUCCUGUUCAAGGAAGUUUGGGAUUUCUUCAUGCUUUCAUUGCAGCACUCUCUGUUAUCGUUGUCUCAGAACUUGGUGAUAAAACAUUUUUCAUAGCUGCAAUUAUGGCUAUGAGGCAUCCUCGAUUGACUGUUUUCAUUGGUGCAAUUAGUGCAUUAGCCCUCAUGACAAUACUUUCUGUGUUCUUUGGAUAUGUCGCUACUAUUAUUCCCAGAGCCUAUACGUAUUAUAUAUCGACGGCUUUAUUCGCUUUGUUUGGAUUAAAGAUGUUGAAGGAUGGGUAUUAUAUGUCCUCUACCGAGGGUCAGGAGGAACUGGAGGAAGUGCAGUCGGAUUUGAGAAGGCGAGAAGAUGAGCUAGAAAGGGAGGUGGGGGCUGCAGUAGUGACCCAAGAUCCUGAAACCGGUGUGAUACGAAAAAGUCCCAAGACAACUGCCUUCAUGUUGCUGUCACGAAUAUUUUUCCAAGCAUUCACCCUGACAUUUCUCGCUGAAUGGGGCGAUCGAUCACAACUGACGACUAUUAUUCUUGCUGCACGAGAGGAUAUUUAUGGAGUUAUUGUCGGUGGCAUUCUCGGCCACUCAUUCUGCACUGGCCUUGCAGUCCUCGGCGGCCGCAUGAUUGCUCAAAGGAUAUCUGUCCGAACGGUUACGAUCAUCGGUGGGAUUGUUUUCCUAGCUUUUGCUAUCACGGCACUCUUUAUGGAUCCUACAGAAAGUGUGUAAAUAAUGUUUUUUUAAGUGAGAAAAAAUAAUCGCCAUGCUACGAGCCGAGCGGUACUCUGUUAUUGCUAAUUCUAUCAGUCUGUAUAGGUAUUCCUCCAGUUUACUAUUGUAUAUUAUUAACUACUCCAUAGUAUUUGCGAGUUAUUCAACAGUAUGGUCAAAUAUUUAGCAACGAUUUUUACAUUUUUUUUUUAUUCAGAAUGAUUGUUUUUAGUUUCUUGAAGAUGAUGGCUUGUGAACUGUCAGCGAUAAUGGCAGUAUUUUCCGAUAGCUUAAUGUUACGUGAAUUAGAAUACGAUAUUUGUAGACAUGUGAAAAGAUUAAUUGCGGCGUAAUCUUACAUCUAUAAUUACUUACAGCUAUGAUUGUUUGAAUUUCAUCAAACAUUUUUCUUUUGUGAAAGGACUAUUCAAAACAUCCAUGUCAAGUCAUUGUAAAUAAUUAAAGUCAAAUCUACGCUGAAAUAAGUGUUGUUAUUUACUAAUUUUUAUUUUUUCAGUUUUCGUUAAUCUUCCGUUGGCAAAUGUUAUUAAUUGUCGGUGGGUGUAGCAUUAUUCACCUUCAGAGGACUUCCACGCACCAGAGUCUCCUGAUUGGUUCACUUCAACACUUCUCCUAAUAAUUUGAAAUGUAAAUUAAUUAUGGAGGUUUUAUAUGUCAAGAAUUAAUAUUCCUAAUAUUUAUUUUUUCUUAUUUUAUUUAUUGAAUUUAUUGAUUGACUCUAUUGAACCGAAUAAGACAGUAACGUAAUUUCAAAUUAUCCGCCAAGGAAAAAGUCCCUAGCCGUGCGAAGGGUGGGGAAAGCGCUAGUGAGUUUCAUGCGCAGCUUCCUCGCGCAGCUACUGUUGCUAGGCGGGCGCGCGCGCGCACAGGCCUGACUGGGCUACCUGGCGUCAGUAUGCCCUGAGAUGGCGGCUGUAUGUGGAUGCUUGUCCCGGCGUAUCGUGUAUUUCGUUUAAUUUAUUUAAUAAAAUGCGGAAUUUAGUUUAUUAAAGUGUUUAAUUAGAGGGAAAUAGUUUCGGGGCGUGUAAUUAAAAUAGUGAGUAUUGUUUUUGAAAGUUUAAUAGUAAAUAGUGAAGGGAUUUGUGGGAAGUGUGCAUGAGGACGCUUGGGCGUGGCUCGUUGGUGGCUUGGUGAUGAGGCCUAAUUUGUUAAAUAAUUGGCCAAAUUGUUGCUAAAAAGACUGGUACAUUGUGCAUUGAGUGGGAUUUUGUAAAAUAAUAAAAUGCUAAAUGGACUGAAAAACGAGUAGCGUCUCCACAGAGCUGGGUGACGAAGGGAUGGUGCGGCGAGGGGGGCAGCCGUACGUGUUCGUGUUGGUAAUGACGCUUAAUCUGUUAAAUAAUUGGUGAAAUAUUGCUAAAAAAAAGUGGUAAAUGGAGGGUAAAUGCAUUGGCCCGGAAAAGUGUGUUUAUUGAGUGCAAUUUUUUGAAAAAAUAAAAUGCUAAAUGGACAGUUGAGAAAUGGGGAGCGUCUCUACAGACUUGGGUGACAAAGGGAUGGUGCGGCGAGGGGAGGCAGCCGUACGUGGUAGUGCAUGUCGGCGACUUGGAGGUGAGGCCUAAUUAUGGUGGAAAUUUUAAUAAAAAAACGACUAAAUUGAGUGUGAAUGCAUCGGCCCAGAAAAAUAUGUUUAUUAAGUGGCAUUUUUUGAAAUAAUAAAAUGUUAAAUGGAGGACUGUGAAAUGCGCGGCGUGUCUACAGACCUGGGUGGCAAAGGGAUGGUGCGGCGAGGCGGGGCAGCCGUGCGUGUUGGUGCUUGUCGGCGGCUUGGUGAUGACGCGUAACCUGUUAAAUAAAAUAAUUGGACAAAUUGUUGGUUAAAAAAAAGUGGUAAAUUGCGUGUAAAUGCAUUGGCCUGGAAAGGUGUGUUUAUUGAGUGACAUUUUUAAAAUAAUAAAAUGGAAAAUGGACGAAUGAAAAAUACGUAGCGUAUCUACAGACUUGAGUGGCAAAGGGUUCGGGGGGGGGGGGGGCAGUUGUGCGCGUUGGUGGUUGUUGGUGCGUCGGUGUAAUUUGUUUAAAAUUUUAAUUAAAAAAAUGAUGAGUGAGGUAUGGAUUGGCGUAAAAAAGUGUGUGCAUUGCGUUAAAUUUUUUUAAAUAAUAAAAUGUUUAAUUGUGGAGUGGAAAUACGGGAGUGACCAGUGAGGCGAAGGGAUCGAGGGGGGGGGGGGUAGUUGUGCGCGUUCGUGGUUGUCGGUGGGCCGGUAAAAAGGCGUAAUUUGUUUAAAAAUGUUUAGAAUUUUAAUUUAAAAAAUAAUGAGUCGGGUUGUAAAUACAGUGGCCUAAGAAAGUGUGUGCCUGUUGUUUGAAUUGUGGCAUAAUUAAAUGGUUAAUUGGUUAGUGAGAAAUCAGGUGGAAUAUUAAGUGAGCAGUGUUUUUUUGGUGGUGGAUAGUCAGUUUUUUUUUUUUUUUUUUUUUUUUUUUUUUUAAUGUGAAUUGUUGAAGUGAGCUGUGGAAAAGGAGGAAUGCUGAGACAGCAUUCGACAGCAGGCGACACAUUGCAGUUAUCCCGGUGAGUCAAUAAUUAGAGAAUUUUUAUUUAAAGUUAAUCAUUUGUGAUAAAUUUUUAAGAAGGUUAAUGAGUAGCAUAAAGCUGAUAUUAGUAUAGAAAAGAGUUUUUUUUUUGGAAUUGUUAAUUAUUUGUCACAAAUGUUUAACGAUGUUCAUGAUGAGCUUCUAGUGGAUAAGAGGUACGUUUAUCAGUUGUGAGAAAUUAAAAUUAAUUAAUUAAUAAAGUGAAGCUAGCCAGAGUCGGGGUUUUUGAAUUAAUUAGAGAAUUAGCUCUUAAUUGGGUUUUAUAUAAUUUUUUUGUGUCGUCAGUAAAAAUAAAAUGGUGAAAAAGCUUUGUUGAAAAAUCAAUUUUUGUAAUUUGUUUUUUUUUUUUAAUGUGAAGUGAGCUGUGGAAAAGGAGGAAUGCUGAGACAGCAUUCAACAGCAGGCGACAGUAUGCAGUUUGCAGUUUGCAGUUGAUAUCUCGGUGAGUCAAAAAUUAAAGAAUUUUUAUUUAAUGUUAAGCAAUUGUGAUAAAUUUUUAAUUAUUUGUCACAAAUGUUUAACGAUGCUCAUGAUGAGCUUCUAGUGGAUAAGAGGUACGUUUAUCAGUUGUGAGAAAUUAAAAUUAAUUAAUUAAUAAAGUGAAGCUAGCCAGAGUCGGGGUUUUUGAAUUAAUUAGAGAAUUAGCUCUUAAUUGGGUUUUAUAUAAUUUUUUUGUGUCGUCAGUAAAAAUAAAAUGGUGAAAAAGCUUUGUUGAAAAAUCAAUUUUUGUAAUUUGUCAUGGAUUGUUGGACUCAGCUGUCUUAUAUACUGGUGGUUGUAGGAAGGGGUGUUUUUGGGGGGCGGCGCGCGGUGGGAAAUGAAGACGGGCGUUGCUGUAGAAUUCAGCGGCCGCCGUCAGAUCCCGCACUUUAUCCGUCGGACUCGGACGUGCAUUAUUGAUACCCGUCGGAGUGCGACCUGUAUCCUGAAUUACCCGUCGUACUUGACUGUGGUGAAGUGCGACGUGGAGUCCCGUUUUGUAUAUGCCCUGUAUAUUGGGCGGUAAAAAGCGCGUAAAUUGAGGGUGGAGGGGAAUGAAGACGGGGGGAUCGUCCAGAAUUCGACGGCCUCCUUGUCGGAGCCCCUGGGGUUUUGUUCCGUCGGAGUUGGACAGCGAGGAAAAGGUGUCUGAUUCCGACGAAUCGUGUUGACCAAUUGAGCCAUCGUGUAUUAUAUAGGGGUGGAAAAUAUUUUUUGGACAAGCCUCGACGCAUUGAAUUGAAUGCGGAGGUUUAGUAUAUGCGGCGGCGGCGGCUAGUUUGGGUGGAAUGGUAAAUUAUAAGAAAUGAAUAUUUGAAGAAAGCUUUUUGAGGAUGAAAUGAAUAAUGAGUAAAAAAAUAAUUGAGUGGGAUGGUUAGCUUGACAGGUGGAUAUUUGUUAGUCGGAAUUUAGUAAUUUGCAUUGUAAAUGAUUUCUCACAAAUGAUGAAUAACCGUAAAGAGAACCUCGGGGGGAGGAGCAUUUAAAUGUAAAAGUGAUAAGGUAGUAAAAAUGUUUAACAUCUGUUAUAGGGAGAAAUAUAAAUUGAAAAUGUAUUUUUCAUUGCUAUUUCAUCGAGCCUGAGAAAUAUUUAACAAGGCUGAUAAAGAAUUGCGUUUUUUUUGUGGGGGAUUUUAGUGAUGAACCCGGGGGUUGAUCGCUGUGAAAGUUGUAAGGUACUGUUAAUGGUAUAAAUAUAAAUUAGUAAUUUUUUUGAAUUGAUAUUAAAUGGCGUGAGCAUGUUUUUAUGAAUAGAGAGAGUUAGAAGCGAAGUUUUGCAAAGCCUAGUCAUAAUGAAGUUGUAAGGGUUUCGCUAGAUGGUGUCAGUCAAGAAAUUGGUGGCCCUGCGAAACUUGUCACCCUUCAGACUAGAUUUGUUUACCUUUGCAAUAAAAUUGUUAGACUGGUUAGGAUAUUUUUAUGAAUAGAGAUUGAGAAGAGAGAGAGAGUUAGAAGCGAAGUUUUGCAAAGCCUAGUCAUAAUGAAGUUGUAAGGGUUUCGCUAGAUGGUGUCAGUCAAGAAAUUGGUGGCCCUGCGAAACUUGUCACCCUUCAGACUAGAUUUGUUUACCUUUGCAAUAAUAUUGUUAGACUGGUUAGGAUAUUUUUAUGAAUAGAGAUUGAGAAGAGAGAGAGAGUUAGAAGCGAAGUUUUGCAAAGCCUAGUCAUAAUGAAGUUGUAAGGGUUUCGCUAGAUGGUGUCAGUCAAGAAAUUGGUGGCCCUGCGAAACUUGUCACCCUUCAGACUAGAUUUGUUUACCUUUGCAAUAAUAUUGUUAGACUGGUUAGGAUAUUUUUAUGAAUAGAGAUUGAGAAGAGAGAGAGAGUUAGAAGCGAAGUUUUGCAAAGCCUAGUCAUAAUGAAGUUGUAAGGGUUUCGCUAGAUGGUGUCAGUCAAGAAAUUGGUGGCCCUGCGAAACUUGUCACCCUUCAGACUAGAUUUGCUUACCUUUGCAAUAAUAUGGUUAGACUGGUGAGGAUAUUUUUAUGGAUAGAGAUUGAGAAGAGAGAGUUAGAAGCUAGGUUUUGCAACAGUUAGUCAGAAUAAAGUCGUAAGAAUCUCACAACAGGGUUUAAAUGAAGGAAUACUUAGCAAGGCGUGUGAAAAAUAGGGUUUUUAAAAUUGAUAAAAAUUUUUUGUCGGGUUGUCAGGUGUUAAAUUCAGAAGGUAUUGAAAAUGGGUGAAAUAAAAAUUUUGAAAAUAGCUUUAAUGGAUAUUCCAUGGUGUGAGACGAAUAUUUAGCAAAGCGUGUGAAAAAUUGAGUUUUUUUAAAAUGAUUUUAAUGUUUUGCGGGGUUGUCAGGUGUUAAAUUGGUAACAUAUGGAAAAUUUUGAACCAAUGUCGGUAAUUGGUUAGAGCGCGGGUGACUUGUUCCACACGUCGAUAACUAGUCUGUCGGUAAGAGUAUUAGACGGUCGGUAUCUCGGCGAUGGGUAAAUAGUCGACGAAGUGUAAUGACGUGACAGGGUUAUCAGCCGUCAAACUUUUACCGUAUUGAAAAUAGUUAAAAUAAAAAUUUUAAAAAUAGCUUCAAUGGAUAUUAAAUGGUGUGAGACGAAUAUUUAGCAACGCGUGUGAAAAAUAGUGUUUUUGUUAUAUUGAUUUUGAUGUUUUGUGGGUUUGUUAUCAGUUAAACAGGUAAGUAUUGAAAAUUGUUAAAAUAAAAUUUUUUAAAAUAGCUUUAAUGGAUAUUAAAUGGUGUGAGUGGAAUAUUUAGCAACACGUAUGAAGAAUUCCGUUUUUUUAAUAUUGAUUUUAAUGUUUUGCGGGGCUGUCAGCUGUUAAAUUUGCACCAUAUUGAAAAUGGUUGAAAUAACAAUUUUGAAAAUAGCUUUAAUGGAUAUUAAAUGGCGUGAGACGAAUAUUUAGCAAUGCGUGUGAAAAAUUGCGUUUUUUUAAUUGAUUUUAAUGUUUUGCGGGAUUGUCAGCUGUUAAAUUCGUAAGAUGGAAAAUUUUUAACCAUGUCGGUAAUUGGUUAGAGCGCGGGUGACUUUUUCCACACGUCGAUAUCUAGGCUGUCGGUAAGAGUAUUCGACGGUCGGUUUCUCGGCGAUGGGUAAAUAGUCGACGAAGUGUAAAAGGACGUAAAAGACGUAAAGGACGUAGGAAGGAGGAAAAUAUAAUAUAGAAAUAAAAUUUCUAUUGUCUUAUACUUGAAAAAAUGAUUAAUUCUAUAGUAAGUUUUAUUAAUAAAUAUAAACAAAAAAAAAUAAAAAUUAAAGGUAGUAUAAAAAUUGAACAAAAAUAUAUUAAUAAAUCAUAACGAAUACGUGGUAAUGUUAAUCGAGAUCAAACAAUAAAAUAAAUAAAUAAUUAAUAAUAUUAAUUAAAUUAAUCUAAUUUAAUUAAAUUUUAAGAUUUUGUUUCAAUAAUUAUUAUUUAUUUAAAAAAAAAUUAGUUGAAUUUUUUUAUUACCCCAAUAAAAUUUAUUUAAAUAUUAUUUUAGAUUAAAUUAAAUUUUUAAAUAAAUAAAAUUCUAUAGGGUCUUGUCGUCUUUUUUAUAAAUUUAAGUUUUUUUACUUAAAUAAAAAUUUAAAAUAAUUUUAUUUAUAAAGUUUAUACCUGAUGAAAUGCUUCAUUCAAGGUUUUAAUUAGAAACCAAAUUAUUAUGCUACCUUUGUACAGUUAUUGAUUCUGCAGCCAUUUAAUUAAUAAUCAUUGGGCAGAUUUGAUUUAAAAUUAAUAUUCUUUAAAA
Messenger RNA from Diachasmimorpha longicaudata, 7607 nucleotides. RefSeq names its product putative divalent cation/proton antiporter TMEM165. Gene Ontology annotation, biological process: Golgi calcium ion transport; manganese ion transmembrane transport; Golgi calcium ion homeostasis. The coding region runs from base 1 to 897 and encodes 298 amino acids. Gene Ontology annotation, cellular component: Golgi apparatus. Gene Ontology annotation, molecular function: calcium ion transmembrane transporter activity; manganese ion transmembrane transporter activity. Lineage: Eukaryota; Metazoa; Arthropoda; Insecta; Hymenoptera; Braconidae. The transcript is spliced from 6 exons. The record is from RefSeq and is a predicted model, not a curated record.